GACUUGCUCUCGAAAUCCCUUGCGGAGUCGAUGGGCGAAGGCAGGCGCUCGCCGAAGCGAGCACUCGCCGAGGCGAAGUCGAUGGGCAAGCACUCCGCCCUGAUGAAACGCUCCUGGCAUUCUUGACGAUGAUCUCACUGGGGACAGUAUUUUUCAGUUUCGUGGAUUACUGCGUCUGCGAGGAUUUUGAUACGUGCGAUGUGGUGCUUCCUUUCGGUGAGACGCAGAGCUGUCUGGAUCUCGGCGGAACUCGGCGCACUGUCCUCCAGGCCUUUUACAUGUCUUGCAUUACAUUAACCACUGUAGGUUAUGGUGAUGUUGUUCCUGGAAAUUGGUUGGGCCGACUCUUUGCAUCCGUUUGGAUGGUGGCUGGAGUCGCUUCUAUGGCACAAUUUCUCGGUCAGCUCGCGCGUGCGGUGAAUUCCAAUUCUGUGAAGCGUACAGUGUCUCAUGGCAUGAGUGAAGAGACUUUCCGGAUGAUCGAUGCCGACAACAGCGGCUCUCUUACAAAGUAUGAAUAUGUAGUGCACAUGUUGCUUAAUUUUGACAUGGUUGAUGCGAGCGACGUGCAAGAGUUGCUCGAAGUGUUCGAUGAUAUGGACUCGAACCAGAAUGGCCUUCUGGAGUACGUGGAAGUUGCGGUACACCAGCACCACCACCACCAAUAA
Messenger RNA from Prorocentrum cordatum, 668 nucleotides. Lineage: Eukaryota; Dinophyceae; Prorocentrales; Prorocentraceae. The record is from the annotation of a GenBank genome assembly.